Molecule: messenger RNA, 7101 nt
Organism: Apodemus sylvaticus (European woodmouse)
Lineage: Eukaryota; Metazoa; Chordata; Mammalia; Rodentia; Muridae
Gene: Rab22a
Product: RAB22A, member RAS oncogene family
Exons: 7
Coding region: 281-865 (194 amino acids)
Molecular function (GO): GTP binding; GTPase activity
Source: RefSeq, a predicted model, not a curated record
CCGAAGUGGGCGGGGAGGUCAGGUGACCCAGCUGGCGUCCCAAGAUGGCGGCCGCGGUAGCGCCCGGGAGGCCAAGGCGGUGUCCGGGCUGUUGAGGUGACUCCGCGGGACAAGUGACCGGUCGGCCGGACCGAAGGGCCGCGGCGGACGCCCGGACGCCCGGAGUGCUCUGCCGGCACUUGGCGGUGAGGCGGCGGCGCCGGGGGAUGCUGGUGCUGGGCCGGGCCUCUCUUUCCUCAACUUAGGGCGGCGGCGGGCCCGCACCCCUGGAUCCCGGGCCAUGGCGCUGAGGGAACUUAAAGUGUGCCUGCUGGGGGAUACGGGUGUGGGUAAAUCGAGCAUCGUGUGGCGGUUUGUGGAAGACAGUUUUGACCCGAAUAUCAAUCCAACCAUAGGGGCAUCUUUUAUGACCAAGACUGUCCAGUACCAAAAUGAGCUACAUAAAUUCCUAAUCUGGGAUACAGCUGGACAAGAACGAUUUCGUGCUUUGGCACCGAUGUACUAUCGAGGGUCAGCAGCGGCCAUCAUCGUUUACGACAUCACAAAAGAAGAGACGUUUUCAACACUGAAGAACUGGGUGAGAGAGCUCCGCCAGCACGGCCCCCCCAGCAUUGUUGUUGCCAUUGCCGGGAACAAGUGUGAUCUUACUGAUGUCAGAGAAGUCAUGGAGAGAGAUGCAAAGGACUACGCAGAUUCCAUUCAUGCCAUCUUUGUAGAGACCAGCGCAAAAAAUGCAAUAAACAUAAAUGAACUCUUUAUAGAAAUUAGUCGAAGAAUUCCAUCCACUGAUGCCAACCCGGCGUCUGGCGGCAAGGGCUUCAAACUCCGAAGACAGCCAUCGGAGCCAAAGCGAAGCUGCUGCUGACGACUCAGGGCCUGAGCUUGAUGAAGAAGCAGGUGGUCCUGGGUGCUGCAGCAGAGCCGUGCCCUGCCACUGGCCACCACCUCAUGCUCUUUAUGCAAAAAGGACUCCGAGAACCAGCUGUCUGGUUCUCUUGGAAGACUGUAGCAGGUAUCUCUGUCUGCAGACUUCUGUCAGUAGACUCUGGCCUGCAGAGGGACCAUGCACAUCUGUGGCUGUUUACCUAGCUAAAAGGAGCAUCUGAUGUAUGGAUGGUAGGACUGAAUUGCUGGUACUUUUGUAAUCAGGAUUUCAUGUAUUAUUUGUAAAGGGAUAUGAGCACUUUCAUGGGUAUAAGGGAAAGGCCGUGGAGACGGUCAUCUCCUUGGUCCUCAUCUCGAGUGUCAGAGUCGUAUCAUUAAGACGUGGGAAGUGACCUCCAGUAGAGGGAUGGGUGUUCCUGGGACAGCCUCCACAUCUCUAAAGCACUUUCACACACAGGAAAUUAAUGCCGCCAUCACGGCGGCUGCCGGUUCACCUUGGGUUUGCUUCUGACCCUGUCUGUAUGUGUCAGAGCCCACGCACGUUAGUUAUGGUCACCUUUCUACAUAAACUCUCAUGGUCCAGGCGAUGGGGUGGAGACACUACCUGGAGCAGUGGAGCUGCAUGUGUCUCAGCUGAUGAGCAGGGGCUUAAAAAGAAGGGAGAGCAAAGCUGAUGAGUCUUCUGCUGGGAUGGGUUUCUGUUUAUGGGUUUUUUGCCCAGCUUGUUCUGGUGGGGAAAACAACUGCGUGCUGCCUAGCAUAUGUAAAUUUGUAGUCUAUAUUUAUGAGACCAUUGCUUAAAAAUUAUAAAUUAUGUAAAUAUAUUAAUAACUUCUGGAUUCCUUUCAGUACUAAUUUAGUUCUGUGCCCAGUCUCCUGUGUGUCCACCCGUUUUUCAGCCUGACCACAGGAACUCUGAAGCCCAUUGACCUUGUGCAGAAGCAUGGAGCGCUUAGCUCGAAGCUUCCUCCCUCUGCCCUUACCCUUCUGCAUCCCAUCUGGAAAUGGUAAUAAAGGCAUAUGCCUCCUUGACAAGCCUGACUAGUCAGUCCUUCCUGCCCCGGGGAGUAAGCCCAGCACCCGUCACUCACCUAGGGUGAGAGUGAGCUGCUCUCAGCUCUUCUACAGAGCUCGGACCAACUGUUUGAGAGUGCAUUGCUUAUUACCAGCCGGCUCACCUCUCUCUCCUUUAUCUUCUCUCGCUCUGUUAGUGCUUCACACACUUUCCCUCAGGAGCCUAAUGAGGUUUUUAAUAUAAUCUAAAAAUAAAGCACCCAAGUGAAGCUGCUGGGAAUUUGUUCCUGGCCUAAUUUGGCGCCCUUCCAGCCCGGGUAUUGUAAGGGAAGGAAAUUUACAAGAUUAAAUAGGAAAUGAAACAGCCUGAAUUUCAAACCAAAUUGUGUUUUCAGAGCUGUCCUUAACUGAACAGUCAAAACUUUUAAAAACAAGUGUUACUACUUUAUGCCCCUCCACCACAUGCUUACGAUGGAGAGGGUUUAAUGGAAUGGCAUUCCAGGCCACACCAGACCCGAACGAGGCCUUGUAAACAUCUCAAGUUGCUUAUCCUUACUGAAGUCAGACUUUGAGCACCUCUGUAUAAACAAAAACAGCGUUGCUUGGCUCGUGUGGACUAGGCUGCCCAUGUGAGACCCUUUCUGUGGCAUUUCACCAAAAGAUGGUAUAGAUCCUUGACCUGAGGGACUGAGUAACUGGAUCCCAUGGCACAUGAGUGUGCAGGAAAACAUCUCUGCCCCACUGCUCGUGCGUCCAGCGCCUGCUCUCUUCUGCAGCUCCUGGCCUCUCUGGCUUCCUUCCCUCCUGUGUCACAUGUAGCGAGUGACUGGCCACGCGUGAGAAGCAUAGUCUCUGUUCAUGUCGUCCUUGCCCUCACUGUCACCAGUCUGUCCUGGGCUGUCAGGGGCUGUCCUGCUUAUGGUAUUGUGCUGUACUCAGUGACAGCAGAUUUCCGUCAGUCCCACCCUUCCUGGGUAGUGAGCAGAGGGAGAUCUCCAGUUACUUUCUUCUUAAGAGCACAUAUGAAAAUGUAGUCAUAGCACUUCUGGACCACAUUUUAGAUUAAGCAGGAAUCUAAUAUACAUUCUUUGUUUUCCUGGCUGUUUCUUAAGACAAAUAGCCAGACUCCAAAGGCAUUAAGACACACAGCCCUUCCAUAAAAUUCUUUGGUUCCCUUGUGAUGCAGGGCCAUUUUUAAAAACUUUGAAGAAUGAACAGAAGGGAAGAUCUUUAAUUAACUGCCAGUGUGUAUUGAUCUCUUUCAGAGGAACAGGAAUAAGCUCCUUGCAGGUGUCCUAUCCGAGGAACCACUGUCUCUCCAUGUCUCCUUCUAUAUAAGUGUUUUUCUGAUUCUGCGAUAACUAAUUAACUAUCAUUUGGUGAUUAAAGGAACAUAGCGUGAGGGCUUGAUUAAGUGUCCUUCAGUGUAAACUCUGAGACGUGAUUGGGGAGAAAUACCUGCUGCAAGCCCUCUGCCUCCCAGUGCAACGCCGUCACUCGGCUGUCAGCAGCCUCCAAGACAAGUGCUGGACAUGGCAGCCGAGACACUCAUUCCUCUUAAAAUAACCCAGGUCCUUGUUCCCCAUCUAAGAUGGCAUGUCUGAAGUGUCCGCCUCCUCUCCUUGUGCUCCCCUCCCUUCCACGCCUACCCAGGUCAGAGGCUUGAGAUCUUCUGACAAGAGGCUGGGCUACUUGAAGAGGCCAGUGUCCUUGUUGAGAUGAGCUGCCCUAUGGAAUUUUUAAUAGAUGAAGUGGUGGGGGGGGGGGGGCGGUGAGCAACUCACAUUUAAUCUUAGGACUUCUCUGUAAGUCUCAAUAUGUCUCCCCUUGUCUCCAGGAGGAAAAUGGGCUGGGGGGCUUUCUAAAACUCUAAGAGACAUGGUGCUGAAGAUAUUUUGUAACAACUAGCUGUCUCCUGGCACCCCAGGCUGCCAGACCGGAGGGCCUGCUGCUGUGUUUCAAGGGCGCCAUGUUUGAGUAGAUGGUUUGGGUUUGGUAUACACUGCAUGCCAGCACAUCCGCCUCCUCAUCCCAGAAGGCAGCGGUCCAUGGCCUUACAUCGCUUCCUGCUACAAAAGGCACUGAUGAGGUCCAGCUCAACACUUCUUCACACACAUUCUUUCAGAGCCCAGAGACUGUGAACACGACACAUGGGUCCUCAGAUAUCCGUGCAAGACCCUGCGGGAGUCACAAAAGAGUCCUCACCUGGGGACCCCUAAGCUAACCUGCAGUCCUGCUUCAGAACAUGGCUGCCAAACCAGGCUGGCUUUUAUCAUUAAACUUAGCAGACUGUCCCACUGGCCAGCUCCGUGGGAGCCGGCUCCAGGAACCUACAAGUCCUCAUUUAAACUUGCUCUGGAGGGACAAGCAACGUACUCUGUUAUUUGAUUCCAAGAUAUGUCCCACCUCUUAACAGUUCAUAAGUUUCCACAGAAUAAAUGGGGUGAACCUUCAAGAUUCAAGCUGCCAGCUAUGUCUUGCUUGCUCUUCUUGGCUUAUCAAGAAGGAAAAAAAAAUUCAUGUAUAAGAUGACGCUGAAGAUAACCAUGAAUAUGUUUUUGUUUUGGGGGUUGGCACUUGCUAUAAAGGCUGAUGACACAGUCCUAUAUAAUGGAAGGAGAAGAACUCCACAGGUUCUCCUCUGAUACAGAUACACACACACACACAUCAGUAAAUGUCAUCAUUAGAAUAUUCAGAGCAUCCUAUUAUGUAGAGGAUGAACAGCACUGUGCAGCUCUAGAAAAGGAGGGUCAGAUAGAAUUUAGCCCGAGACUCGGAGGGAUGACCUCAGUGAAUUUCCCGUGGCAGCAGAAAGGCUUGUCUUGACUUCCAGUAAUAGAAAACCAGGCAAUUUGAUUAUCUGAUUUGCGAGAAAUGUUAAUGGAAUUCCAGGGCAUUUGUCCUGUUUUAUGUGCAAAUGAAAGCCUGAGAAAUGUUAGGAGGACACCCGACUUCUCAGGAGCCCCCUUCUGUAUCUCGGAAGGUGAUGAGUGAGGGGCCUGCUGCCGUGAUGAAGGUGGUCAGAUGUGCUGCGAAGGGCAGAUGAAGCUCAGGCUCAGCUCAUCCUGCAGGGCGCUGAGCGUGGAGCGGAGUGAUUUACGCCGUGGAGCCGGCACCUCCACCAGCAUACAUCACGUUUAAUUUGAUGGUCUGUACUUCCAGAAAUAACUAAUAUCUGUGUUCUUUCCUCUCAGAGAGCAAUCGAUUAUGGAUGUGCUAGAAUAUUUUGGCUUCAAAACAAAAGGAUUCAGAGGUUUAAUAAUAAAAAAAAAAAUGUCUCAGGCCUUCCAUCGGUGCCUUUUUAUUAUGUCGAACAUUUUAGAUGGCAAGAUUAGAAUAUAUAAAUAGUAGAUGGUGAGAUUAAAAUCAUAGUGUCUAACAAACUUAAGAAAAAAUGUUUUAAUUUGCUGCGAGUUCAUUUUAUGGUGCCCAGUGUCUCAUCAGAGUGCGGCAUAAUUACAACAAGCAAAAGCCCAGGCAGUUCUCCACAGAUAGGCCUUAAGUGCCAAGCUCCAUCUGCCAAUUAAUAGGGAGUCCUAAGACAGCAAUGAUUUUUUUAAAGAGCCUUCUUUAAUUGACAGUUUUCAACUACGGGUCUUAAUGUCCUCCUUAAUCGCACAGUAGAAACAGCCUGCCGGCUUCUGAGUGUCACUUCUCAAUUCAGGAACUUUCCAGUGUUCUAAAGCAGGUUGUUUACUGCAGUCCAUCGGAAGGAAUCAUCUUUAAAAUAGCUGCACACAGGCCCUGUAGUCUUUACCCAGAACUAGCGUAGUCAAGGAGGCCCUGAACAUCAGAAGGCAAGCCGCAUGCCUCAGCCACCGCUCCGGGAAGCAGGGUUUGAGUCAGCUGCCCCGUGGCUGCAGUCUGCCCGCGUGCCCCCCCCACCCCCGGCCAUUGCCAGGCCUGCCCACAAGGAUGUUUGCCUCAAGGACUAAUCCUAGCAUUGUUUGGUCAUCAUUAACAUUGGGCAUUUAUACUUUAGCAGUCCAUCCUUCCCCUAGGAAAAGCUUGGAAGCAAGGCCAUGGAACUCCAUUCCCUCCCAUCCCCGUUUGGAGUUUACUGCAUGGUGCAUGAAACUUUCUCAACUUGGGUCAUGCCCGUGAUGUCAGACGGACCAGUCAGCUUGUUGGGUAGUCAGGGCAGCUGAUCGAAGCUCUGUUUUUAAACCAUUUGUUAGGCUGUUGUAGACAGAGCUUUAUUGCCCUGGGAAAGAUCUUUUUUUUUUUUUUUUAAACUCGUCCCACUCAGUCUUUCCAUCAUUUUACACCGUGAGUCACUCACACCCUCAUCAAUCACCACCCUGACCUUCAGAAAUUACUGCCUGCCUUCCACAAGGAUUGGCGAGGAAUUCUCCCUCGGGCUCCCUGCCCUAGCCACCCCCACCUCAACACAGAAUUCUCCCUCGGGCUCCCUGCGCCUGUGUCGAGUCCUUCUCUCUGUCCCGGAAAGAGCCCCCGGGACUUGUAGAAGGGCGGUGGGCAGCAUGAGCUGCAGAGGCAGACACAGCUACGCAGAGAGGAUGUCAUCUGUCACUGGUGAUAGAUAGGAGGAUGGGCUGAAGGGUCAGAACCAGAACACAUGCAGUUUGUGAGCAAGCACCUGUCUGGGAGUUUAAAAGUCCAAAUCCGACAUCUAGAGAGAAGAGACAAUCCAAGCCCUUGUACCAGCAAUCCUUUUUUUCUCCUAAGAGUGCCGUCCCUUGUCAAGACCCGAUGCCAGGAGUAAGUGACCUGUGCCUUUUACAAUAACAUCUAUUUGAAAAUGCAGUUGCCCCCGGUUUCCCAAGCCUGGUAGCAUUCUAAAUAGCCGCAGUGGCUUCACACCAAAUGACAUACUGCCUGCUUACCCGUGACAUAAUACUGGAAUGAGGAUUUGCCAAGCCUGUAUGGGUAUUCGAUGACUAUUUUUACAGUCUGACCUUGGGCUGGACCUAAGUCUAUGUAAACUGUAUGAUGUCUGUCUUGUUUGUAAAUGCCGAUUAAAGAAAACUCAGCCAUUCGCCUUCUCAUUGUAAGGUUUGUCUCUUGUGUACUUCUGUUUGCAGACAGUAGGUCUGGCAGGCUGUAGAACACUGUUUCUUCAGCUUGCCUUCAACCAUAUGCUUUUUUAGAGUGCGGCAUGCUCUGUCACUAAAAGAUUUGUGUUAAGAAUGGUGUAAAUAUUUUGUUAAUAAAAUGCUAUGUUUACAGAGGCAUGUUUCA